UCCAUUUCCCCCCGCCCCAAGCUCAACCUCUCUGGUUCCAUUUUUCUUCUCAUAUAUAAACCCAUCACUAUCCAUUAGUUGGUUCUCAAUUUGUUCUUGGAUUUUGACCGGUAAGGUUGCGAAUUUGAAUGAUUGGAUCCGAAUUGAGGCGCAAGAAAGUUCCAAAUCUUCUUGAUUCAGCGAAGAGGCUUUUUUUUUCUUUUUUUUUUUCUUUUUUAUUGUUGGUUGCUCUAGCUUGGGUACUCGGAAGUUGACGUUGGGGAACAUGGCCAGUAAUGCAGCAGCCUGCGCAGAGAGGGCAACCAGUGAUAUGCUGAUUGGUCCAGACUGGGCCAUAAACAUUGAGCUAUGCGAUAUCAUUAACAUGGACCCUGGGCAAGCAAAGGAGGCAUUAAAGAUACUCAAGAAGAAGCUAACAAACAAAAAUCCCAAGAUUCAGAUUUUGGCUCUUUUUGCUCUGGAGACUGUCAGCAAAAAUUGUGGUGAGAAUGUGUUUCAGCAGAUUGUUGAGCGUGACAUCCUGCAUGACAUGGUUAAAAUAGUGAAGAAGAAGCCAGACUUGGGUGUGAGGGAGAAAAUACUAACUCUGAUAGAUACAUGGCAAGAAGCAUUUGGGGGACCAAGGGGAAGGUAUCCCCAGUGCUAUGCUGCUUAUAAUGAAUUAAAGAAUGCUGGAAUUGAUUUUCCACCAAGAGAAGAGAAUAGUGUUCCGUUUUUUACUCCACCUCAAACCCAGCCCAUUGUUCAUCAACCUGCUGCAGCUUUUGAGGAUGCUGCAAUUCAUGCCUCUCUUGAAUCUGAUGCUUCUGGGCUGAGCUUGCCAGAAAUUCGAAAUGCACAGGGGCUUGCAGAUGUGCUAAUGGAAAUGCUUGGUGCCCUGGACCCUAAAAAACCAGAGGGUGUAAAGCAAGAAGUGAUUGUUGACCUUGUUGACCAGUGCCGGUCAUAUCAAAAGCGUGUCAUGCUGCUUGUAAAUAGUACCGGAGAUGAGGAACUUUUAUGUCAGGGAUUGGCUUUGAAUGAUACUCUGCAGCGAGUGAUUAAACAGCAUGAUGAUAUUGCGAAUGGAACUGCUAAUAGAGAAACAACAGGAGCUGAAUCAUCAGCUCUUCCAAUUGUAACUAUCAACAAUGAGGAUGAUGAAUCAGAAGAUGAUUUUGCUCAGUUAGCUCGGAGAUCAUCUAGAGACAAUUCUCAAGGACAGAGCAGAAAACCAGCCAAUGGUAGUACUGAAUCGACCCGAGUUGGACCUCUUCUACCUCCUCCGCCAUCAUCAAAGAAGCCAGUUCUUGCAGGUAGCAGCAUGGUUGAUUACCUUAGUGGUGAUACUUACAAAUCAGAAGCUUCCGAAACUUCACGUACGGUUCCAGUUCACUCAACUGCAACUUCAAUCCCACCAUCUCCUUCACCCGUCUCCCAUGUGGAACACUCCAUCUCAUCACAACCUGUGUAUGAUGAACCAAAUCCCACGGCAUCAUGGGGCUUGCAGGAGCCCCAAAGCCCCUCCACCCUUCCACCUCCACCAUCGAAAUUCGGUCAGAGACAGCAAUUUUUUGACCAACAUGAGGCUCGCGGGUCGGGUUCCUCAUACGACAGCUUAGUUGGACAGACCCAGAACCUCUCUCUCAAUCCCCCAACUCCAACUAAACAGGAAAAGUCGGAAGAUGUGCUAUUCAAAGAUCUGGUUGAUUUCGCCAAAGCUCGGUCAUCUGGAUCGUCGAAUCCAAACCGGUCUUUCUGAACAUUUUAGUAAAGAUGAAUUCUAUGGUGUCGGUACAGAUUAUAAAGUUGUGUUUAGCCCAUCAGGUUUUGCAUCAGAUUGAAGAAUUAUCAAUAUUACCAAAUUAUCUUUUGGAAUAGGGAAGCCAGCGUUUGGGUUGUGUAUGUGUAUGUAUGCUGUUUCUGGGUUCAUGAGUCGAGCAAUUUAUUGCAUAUAUUUGCCUUUUAUAUAUAUAUAAUAUAUAAUGUUUAUAUU
Molecule: messenger RNA, 1975 nt
Organism: Momordica charantia (bitter melon)
Lineage: Eukaryota; Viridiplantae; Streptophyta; Magnoliopsida; Cucurbitales; Cucurbitaceae
Product: TOM1-like protein 3
Biological process (GO): protein transport to vacuole involved in ubiquitin-dependent protein catabolic process via the multivesicular body sorting pathway
Molecular function (GO): phosphatidylinositol binding; ubiquitin binding
Source: RefSeq, a predicted model, not a curated record